This is a messenger RNA of Phyllopteryx taeniolatus (common seadragon), 1852 nucleotides long. It is a transcript of the gene ccng1, whose product is annotated as cyclin G1. Lineage: Eukaryota; Metazoa; Chordata; Actinopteri; Syngnathiformes; Syngnathidae. Gene Ontology annotation, molecular function: cyclin-dependent protein serine/threonine kinase regulator activity. Gene Ontology annotation, biological process: regulation of cyclin-dependent protein serine/threonine kinase activity; mitotic cell cycle phase transition. The record is from RefSeq and is a predicted model, not a curated record. The coding region runs from base 191 to 1093 and encodes 300 amino acids. Gene Ontology annotation, cellular component: cyclin-dependent protein kinase holoenzyme complex; cytoplasm; nucleus. The transcript is spliced from 6 exons.
CAAAUCUGUCCUUUUCCCCGUCGCCUUACUCCAAGGGUCGGGGGUGUGCAUAGGCAGGUAUAAAAUCUAUGCUUAAAACUCUCAAAAUAAAGUUCAUACUUACACUUUCUGGUGUUUACACCUAAUUAACACACUUUUUACCCCUACGGUUAUUAUUUUUAAUUGUACGAACAACGUAACUUGAGCCAAGAUGAUUGACACAGUGACAGGAUCCGGAGCAUUGCCUUUUGCAGUACAAUUGAAGGCUUUAACAGACCUGGAGGGCCGCUAUCAGCCGAAGCUCAGUGGUUUGAGGAUCAUUGAGAGUGCUUCUGACAAUGGCCUCAGGAUGACCAGCAGACUGAGGGAGCUGGAGGUGAAGGACCUACUCACUCUGAGCAGGUUCUUUGGUUUCAGCUCAGAGACUUUCUCUCUGGCAAUCAGCCUGCUCGACCGCUUCCUCGCCGUCAUGAAGAUUCAACCAAAGCACCUGUCCUGCGUGGGUCUAUGCUGCUUUUACCUUGCUGUGAAGUCCUCAGAAGAGAAAAAAAACAUCCCUCUUGCCAACGACCUGAUCCGCAUCAGUCAGAACCGCUUCACGGUGUCUGACAUGAUGCGGAUGGAGAAGAUCAUUAUGGAGAAACUCAAUUGGAAGGUGAAGGCCCCCACUGCGCUCCGUUUCCUCCGCCUUUUUCACAGCUACAUCGAGGGGGAGCUUGGUGCAGAUAGCAAGAAGAUACUGAGCCUUGAGAGACUGGAGGCUCAAUUGAAAGCUUGCCACUGUGCCUUUGUGUUCUCCAAAAUGAAGCCAUCGCUACUUGCCAUGGCUCUCUUGUUUCUUGAGGUAGAGGACCAACAUGACCCAGAGGACAGGGACCAACUCUCCGAGGCUCUCAAAAGUCUGCAGAAGCUACUAACUCAGAUCAGAGAUGGCGAUCUUGUGUGUGUGCGUGAGUUGGUGGGAAAAUGCCUGACUGAAUACGCCACCGCCAAGUGCUCCAGGCCCAACAGCCAGAGACUUCGCUGGACUAUUUCGGGAAGAACCGCACGUCAGCUAAAGCACAGCUACUACAAGAUUACUCACCUUCCCACCAUACCAGAGUCAGCUUGUUAAACUCUAGCUCCCAUGUUGUCGCCUGACGACAUGUGAUUUCAUGCAACUUGUCAGGUGACUGUGCUCACAUUUUUUACUUAAAGAUCCUCAUCUGUGAGAUGGUGUUGUUUAAGUCAAAAUGAUUUUCUCAUGCAAUAACACGUAGUACAUUACCCAGAACUCUUCUGCUCAGUUUUAGUUCCGAGGGUGUGCGAAUGCACAGGUAUGUUCUUGUUUGAAUCCGUACCAUGGUGUUUGGUAUUUUAUGGAAUGGAUUCCUGUUUUUAAGCUAAUAAGUAUUGAACCACCUAGGUCCUCAGUCCACCAUGUGGAAGAGGAGGGAGAAGGAUUUUGAGAAACAAAAAUAUGGAACCAAGAAAUCGGGCCCAAAAUCCUUAACUUCCACCCUAGGUUGCUAAACUGUCUUGAAUGCACACUCCUACCCAAGGUGAUAAUUCUUUUUUGUUCAUAAAGCAAGUUGAAGGUAUUGAUACAAUGGUCAUCAGGGGUUACCGAUGAGUCGUUUUCAUCAUUUGAUAGAUUUAUUGGCACAGUGUGAAGUGCCACGUUCUUCCUGAUUUUCAGUUUGGAAGACAAUGGUACCUUUUGGUCUGAAAAGUGGAGAAAUGAUCUGGAAUUUGCAUUGCAGUUCCUUUUCUGUUUAUUUGUGUUGUAUUACAAGUGUCACUUUAAAUUCCCACCAAAAAUAAUUCAAAAGGACUGAAUACACCAUCUACAUUUUGACUUGUACCUUUCAAUAAAACUUUAUUGAAAAAUGAA